Cadophora gregata is the source of this 2310-nucleotide messenger RNA. RefSeq lists its product as uncharacterized. The record is from RefSeq and is a predicted model, not a curated record. Lineage: Eukaryota; Fungi; Ascomycota; Leotiomycetes; Helotiales; Ploettnerulaceae. Gene Ontology annotation, cellular component: nucleus. Gene Ontology annotation, molecular function: phosphatidate phosphatase activity. Gene Ontology annotation, biological process: fatty acid catabolic process; triglyceride biosynthetic process. The transcript has 2 exons. Bases 1 to 2310 code for a protein of 769 amino acids.
AUGCAGUACGUCAGGAGCAUUAGUGGCUCAGUCUCGAAAACAUGGAAUUCGAUCAACCCGGCCACACUUAGCGGUGCUAUCGAUGUGAUAGUGGUGGAGCAAGAGGAUGGCACACUGGCAUGUUCGCCUUUCCAUGUCCGGUUUGGGAAGUUCUCCCUGCUACGGCCAUACGAGAAAAAGGUCGAAUUCAAGGUCAACGAUGUCAAGCAGGACUAUGCUAUGAAACUUGCGGAGGGAGGGGAGGCCUUCUUCGUUUUCGAGACCAGUGAUAAUAUCCCAGAGGCUAUGCAGACCUCGCCGUUGGUCUCCCCAGCGUCUAGCCCUCCCUUGGUACCUGAAGGAACCGAAGCAUCGAAUCUCUCUGAGCCAGACUUCUUGGAUUUAGAUGUGCUCGGAGGAAAGCCAAGAUCCGGCAGUCUGGCAGCUAGACCUGGGGCAGGAGUGCUUUCCAGCUCUGCGCCCAGAAGGCAGAGCAAUCUGAGCUCGUUGACACCCUUAUCCGGCUCUCCAGAAUUUACGAAUUUACGACCGGUAUCAGGAGAUUGGUCGGGUGUUCUUACUGGCCGGCCUCAUAGCGACGAUAUUCUCCCAUCCUCUGCCCGCACACAUCUUACAGACUCCACAGAGCGGGAACGACAAACAAGAUCCAUGACCCCCACCAUACCUAUACACGAUGGGCAGUCCGAAAGAUCCAUUAGUCCUCCGCCUUUGCCCACUAGAGAGGCUAUCGAGCGUGCGGUUGCGCUUUCCAACAAAUUGUCUGCCUCCAACAUCCCCAGCCAGGUGACUGAUACCGGCGAUCUGAUGCUAGAUAUGACAGGCUACAAGAGUAGUGAUGAUGAUGCGCUCCGAGCUGAAGUCAUUGCGAGAAAGAUAUUAUCGGAGGAAUUGGAGGGCAAUUACGAUAUUGGAGCUCUAAUCGGUGCAGAUGAGCAUGGAAAUUUAUGGAUAUAUAGCAGCGAAGAGGCAAAAGCAGCAGCGAGUCAACGAGCAGCGAUGGCAGGAAUCCCGAACGAUGCGAUUUCGGACCCUGGAUACCAUAGCGACGGAUCAGAAACCGAGAAAACCAAUCUCAUACCUACUCACCGUCGAGCAGAUUCAGAUAUGGGAAUGGAAACACCUCCUCAGACUCCCCCUGGGCCAAGUGGUGAUCCCAACCGAAACUAUGCCAAAACACUCCGUCUGACCAGCGACCAACUAAAGGCUCUCAAUCUCAAGCCUGGUCCGAACGCUAUGAGCUUCACGGUCAAUCGUGCAACAUGUCAGGCAUACAUGUAUCUGUGGCGUCACGACGUGCCGAUUGUUAUUUCUGACAUUGAUGGAACAAUCACAAAAUCAGACGCCUUGGGGCAUGUAUUCAACAUGAUUGGUCGUGACUGGACGCACAUUGGUGUUGCGAAGCUCUAUACCGACAUUGUCAACAAUGGGUACAACAUUAUGUACCUGACAUCUCGUUCCGUUGGGUUGGCAGAUAUGACCAGAGCAUUUCUCAGCAGUGUUUCUCAAGAGGGCUAUAAUCUUCCUCGAGGGCCUACACUCAUGAGUCCAGAUCGGACGAUCGCAGCUUUGAGAAGGGAGCUUUACAUACGAAAGCCAGAAGUAUUCAAGAUGGCUUGUUUACGAGAUAUCAAGAACUUGUACGGGCCCGAUCGGACGCCGUUCUCUGCAGGCUUUGGCAACAGACUAACUGAUGCCCUCUCCUAUCGAUCCGUCAGUAUCCCCAGCAAUCGCAUCUUCACCAUCAACAGCUAUGCAGAGAUCUCGUUGGACUUGCUGCACCUGAAUAAACUCAGAUACAGCUAUGUAAACAUGCGUGAGGUCGUGGAUCAUUAUUUCCCGCCCGUCAACACACUCGUCAAGGGUGGUGGUGAGGAAUACACCGAUUUCACAUAUUGGCGAGAGCCAGUACUGGAUAUUGAUGAGUUCAGCGACUCUGAGAGUGACGAGAGAGAUGAUGAAGGCAAUGAGAGCGAUGACGAGGAAGAGGAAGAAGAGGACGACGAGGAUGUUAAUGAUGAAUUGGGAGAUUCAUAUAUCUCAAGAGACUCGAUUGACGAUGAUAAUGACGAACACGGUCUCGACGAGAGCAUACUAUCGGGUUCUGUCGACGAGGAGGAUGUAAUGACCAGCAGCAUGCUGGAAGCUGAUGACGAAGAUGCUGAAGAGAGUGGACGUGAUGAUACAGUGGAAUUCUCAGCCGCUGUAAUACCCGCCAGUGAGCAAUCCAAGCGAGACUUAGAAGGCGAGAUAAUCACUGGCAUGGAAGGUCUCGGUCUGGUGCAAGAGCCUUCCAAUAGCAAGAAAGUGUGA